AUGGCGACAGAACACACUCUGGCCUCUGAUGAUGUAUUGGCUCACUUCUUCAAUGAUUUCUUAAGUCUGCCGUCUUUCCCAGAGGCUUUGCUGUACAACCGGGAGACUGGGAUGUUUGAGGUGGUGAGUGGGACAGCUGAAUAUAUCUCCAGAAGAUUCAGAUCAGUCGUAAACCACAGCAAAUCACAACUCCUUACUGGCAACCCAACAGUGCUGACCAGAACUACUCCUGUAGACAGCCAUUACACUGUCUGUUGCCUGGACAGAGAGCAAGGAAUUCAGUGGAUCAUGGAAGAAAGAUUGCCCUUUUUCCUACAAAGUGAUUGCUACAUUGAAUACAGACUAGCCAAGUUGUUGUUUCAGUGGAUCCCAAACUUCUGUAUCCAGAGAAAGCCAUCAGCUGGCAACUCAGAGAUGCAAUAUCUCAAAGAGUCCAGUAGCCAGAAUUUUGAGUCUUCUAAACUACAGCUGGAGUACCUGGCUGCCAGAGUGGUUAAACAGGUGCUUAACAAUGCCCUGAACGUAGUGGAUGAUCAGCGCCAGGAAAACUUUUCUGACUGUUUCAGCAAGUCAGGAGACCAGACAAACUGUACCAGUACAGAGGAACCCUGUGAAUGUAAAGUUUACCAACACUCAGCUAAUGGACUGGAGGGGAAGAAAGAGAGAGUUCAAGAGAGCAAGAGGGGGAGUGGAGUAGACGCAGAAUGGGAUAAGAGGAAUAGGGAGGUGGAGAGUAGGGGCACAGGCCAAGAAAAUGUUCCUGAUAUUCGUUGCCACGGUACCUGUUGCCGGGACAAUAGACCAGGCUUGGAUGAAUUCAAGCAGUUUUUGCGAGGAUCCCCAGGAGAAAAGAUAAUUAAUCUCUGGAUGGAUAUUGAAAAACUUAAAGCUACACAGCACAAAGAGCGGAAGAACAGGUACUUGGUCCUGAUACGGAGCCGGUACCUGCUGAGCAGCAGUCAGAGCAGUCUGAGCGCAGAGUUGCUGUCCAGACUGGGACUGACAACCUCCCCCUGCUGGACAGAAGAGAAACUGUGCUCAGUUCAGCCCUGCCUCACUGAGGCUCUGCUCUACUACUGGGCUCCAAGGUUCUGGAAGUGUCAGUUUGGUCAGGAAGACCAGGAUGGCACCCCUAAUGUGGGGCUGUGGACAGAGUGGUGGAAUAGCCCUCUAUCAGGCAGACAACUCCACCCUGGCUCUUUGACCCUGCCUACCCUCCUCCCUGACAUCUGCCUGUCCCGAUCCUCCUAUACUGUCCAUUCACAGUUCUAUUCUAGCAGAAGUCAUUUACUGGGAAGCAGAAGAAUGGAAAAAAUGUUACAGGCUCUCUGUGUUGAUUCACGUGCCGGUUUGUACUUCACACACUUCUGUGUACAAUCUGGAAACCAGCUGUGGGAGAAUGCAGUUUACUUCUGGACUGACUUGCAGCACUACCAUGAGCUGUUCUACCAGGAUGGGAUGGACCCUUACAGAGUCCAGAGAGAGGCACAUCUCCUGUACUCCACAUAUCUGUACACUUCUGCCAGGAGGGGCAUUGGUGUGGAUGAAAAGAUCAGAGGGAAGGUGUACGACAGACUAAUACCAGCGUUUGAGGAGCUGUUUGAAGAGGUUGAGGAUCACACACUGAAAAUCCUGCUCCAGCCAUGGACACUGCUGGUCAGCAUGGACAAAGAGUCCUUCCAGAAGGUGCGUGUGCAUGAGGAGGUGCACAGGGUUGAAAGUCGGGAGUACAGUGAACUCCAGAGUGUGUACGAGGAAUCACAGUGCCGACUGAAACAGGUGCAGCAGUCCGGGUCCAUGCCAUCUCUCUGCCCUUCUGCUUCUUCUGCUCCCUUCUCGAAGGGCCCCCGAGCAACUGAUUCUUGGUCCACAGUGUCACCAAAUUACCAAGGUUACCGUCUAGGUUCCUUACUUCGUCACCGCCAUGAGAUUGGGCACUUCAUGUCUUUCCUCCAGAAUCAGGAUGCCAGUAUUCAUCUGACAUGUUGGCUGGAUUUAGAGCAGUACAGGAGGACUCCUCAGAAGGACAAGGCUGUCAAAAAAGAGAGGUCCUCUCACAUUGCAGCCAAAUACCUCAACAGGAUGUACUUCUUUGGCCCCGACAGCCCUGCCUCAACAGAACAACAGAAUGAUAUAUUGCAUCUGGCAGGUGGACUGGAGCGUCUGAAGUUAGACUGUCUCACAAACCUGGUUGUUGUGGAGAUCCAGGACAUCGUUAGGAAUCACAUUGAGAAAACAUGGCUGCCUCAGUUUCUGUCCACGGCAGAGUUCACAGAGCGACAGAAAGACAAACCAAAGCCCAAAGCAGCAGACAGGCUCUCACAGCACGUCUACCAUCGACGCAGAACGGGGAGAAAAGCCUGGAAGGCCGGAGGCUUAUGGAUGAGUUCCUCCAAAGAGAUCCUCCUUUUUCGACAGAUCUUACUCAACCCUGUCACUUGUGUGCAAUUCCAGCACUUUGUCUCCCUGAAGGGAGACUUCCUGGAGAAUGACAUGCUCUUUUGGCUGGAGGUCCAGAGGUACAAGGACCUUUGUCACUCUCACAGUGAUGAGGCCACCAUCCAGCAGAAGAUCUCCACCAUCAUCAACUGUUUUAUCAACUCGUCCAUGCCCCCCACCCUGCAGAUAGACAUCCCCCCUGAACAGGCCCAGGACAUUCUCGAGAAACGCCACAAGCUUGGCCCUUACAUCUUCAGAGAAGCACAGAUGUCCGUGUUCAGUGAAUUGCUGAAGUUUUGGCCCGAAUUUCAAGAGCUGAGCAGCAGUGUCCGAGAGGAGCAACUCCUUCCUCUACUGCAGGAGAAACGAGUCAAACACAGAGCCAGAGUGCGAAGACAGAGGAGGAAAGAGGAAGAGGAGGAGGAAGAAGAAAAAGAUGAGAGGAGGAGAGCCCAGGAAGAGUGGGAGACACAAGAAUUGAGCUUUAGAGAGGAGGAGGACACAGACGAUGACAUGGAUGAUGUAGAAGAACAACAAGAGGGAGGAAGUGGAAAAAAACAGUCGAGGACACAGAGCAGAGUGCUGCUGUCUCCCACGCAGCCGCUGUCGUGGUCCUACUCCAAGUACAUGGCAGCUCUGAAGAGAGAGGAGGUGCUGCUGAGGAGGAAGAGUCAGCUGGAAGCCUCGUUCUCCACAGCUUCAGACUCGUCCUCGUGCUGCAGCGUCAAGUCAGCAGGCAGCAAGCGCAGUCACAGGCAGUCACAUGGCUCCUCCAGAGCAGACAGUAAACAGUUUAACAGAAAUGACAGAGGUACAAGAGCCUGCAACAUGAACUGAAACCAAAGAGUAAGAAUUGACUUCAUGCAGCACAACUUCGACACAGAUGAGGUUGAUUGACACUGUUGUCGGAGCAUGAUGAGUGAAAACAGAGCUGCUGCUGAUAAUUUGAUGGUGAGGAAGAAGUGUGAGGCCGGGUUCAUACAUGAUGUAAGAAUAUUUGUUACACUGGGUUUAAAAACCCAGUGUAACCUGGGUAACCCCCGCUAACUCAUGAUGACUGGAUUAAAAAGUACUGCCUUUACUCAGCUAAAGACAAAUGUAAUGGACUGUACUGGUAUUACAUUUCUUUUCUGAUAUAGUACACAAUGAUAGAACACUUCUUAUAAUUUUUUAUAUUUUUUAUUAAAACAUUUCUCUAUU
Xiphias gladius (swordfish) is the source of this 3639-nucleotide messenger RNA. Its product is annotated as regulator of G-protein signaling 22. NCBI's taxonomy places the organism in Eukaryota, Metazoa, Chordata, Actinopteri, Istiophoriformes, Xiphiidae. Gene Ontology annotation, molecular function: G-protein alpha-subunit binding. The coding region runs from base 1 to 3276 and encodes 1091 amino acids. Gene Ontology annotation, biological process: regulation of signal transduction. The record is from RefSeq and is a predicted model, not a curated record. The transcript is spliced from 23 exons.